CCGUCUAUCCAUCCAUCCAUCCAUCCAGCAAUUCGCCCAUUCAUCAAUUCGUCCACUGCUGGAACCAACCACCCAGUCGGCGUGUUCCCACAGUGUGAACAUGUGCAACGAUGCCCGGUUGGGGGGGGGACGGAUGGCCAGCAAAUAGCUCAUUACGGAAACUGUCCUAACACCCCUUCACCGGUGCAUUUUGGAAGAGGGCAAUUAGUCCCAUUGAUGGUGUUAACCACGUUCACAUGGUACCGUGGCCAAUUGAAACCGCGCCCAAAUUGCACAUGUUACAAGCUUUCAGCUCUGCAGCACUUGGACAAGUGGCCCAGUCUAGGCGUGUACAUCGGUUUCCUGGCGCAUGGUGAUAUCGACGCGACAAACGCACAAAAGUAG
Protopolystoma xenopodis is the source of this 384-nucleotide messenger RNA. NCBI's taxonomy places the organism in Eukaryota, Metazoa, Platyhelminthes, Monogenea, Polystomatidea, Polystomatidae. The record is from the annotation of a GenBank genome assembly.